CUUUAUUUUCUGCUUAAUUGGACCAAACGAAGCCCUCAAGUCACGCAACCUUCGUUCAGAACUUGGGAGUAGCAGAUGUCAGUCUCUCUCUUACGCAACCUUCGGACUCACCCGUCUGAGUUAGCAGUCUCACGGCGGCGAUUGCGCCUCUCAGGCACAACCAGCAACAGCGACGAAACCAGCUUCUCGGCAUUCAACACCGGAUUCGUCAUCGUUUUCAAUUUCGUGAAUCAAAUAAAAAAUAAUGGCAAAGACAAAAUCUGCACUGAGGAGACAAAGAAGAAAAGGAAAAGCUGAAGAAAUAGCACGCACAGGUACUGAUCAUGCAUGCAUAAGUGCUGACCUAAUCAGCAAUCUCCCAGAUAAUCUGCUAUGUUCAAUCAUCUCACUGCUUCCUGCAAAAGAUGCCGUUGCAACUUCCAUCUUGUCUCGCCGGUGGAGGCCGCUCUGGAGGUUCCUUGUUCGCCUCGAUUUCGACCCACAAAUCAUCAAAGAAGGUCAAAAUUUGGUUAUGGAGGAUUUAAUUCCAUUAGAAAUCAUAGAAGACGUAAUCUCGUCUCAACGGACCAAUGUAACCGUCUGCAGGAUUACUCACUGCCCGGACGACUGGCCGUCCCAGCCGUUGCUGAAAUUGAUGGACAAAGGAAUAGAAAAGCUCAUUCUCACUUCUAUAAAUGAUGGGUCAAAGUGCUAUUAUGAGCCUAUAUUGCCCGCGGGUGUCUUCCGGUGUGAAACUCUCCGUGCUCUCCAACUCAAUAACUACAAACUCAGAUCCGAGUCCGUUGUGGCUUUCGAAGGUUGCGUGAAUCUCACCACUCUAAAAUUUAACUCGGUUCGAUUGGACCCUGAUAGUCUUUCCACAAUCAUAUCUAACUGUGAAUUCUUGGAGAGUUUGUGCCUACGUUCUUGUACUGGAUUAGAUUAUCUUAUAAUUAAUUCUGAUGACAUGUACUUGAAGUUUUCGGAACUCCGGAACUUACAGACAGGGCAGAUGCAUAUAUGUGCUAAGGGUGUCACUGAUCUAGUGCUUAAUGAUGUUAAAUGCUCCGAAAUGUUUUAUAUUAACUGCCCAAACCUUAGAGUAUUUCGAUCUUAUUGCCAAAAUAUUGCAAAUCCAGAUAUUCUCAAACGAGGUCUGCUGAGUCGAAGUGCUAAACGUGGAGAAGACUAUCUUUCUCUCGAGGAUCUGCGCGUGCUAUGCACUGAAUUAGACUUGAAUGACGUGAGACACCAUGUCUUACUCUCUUCCAUCUUUAGAGUGAGCCUCUAUUUACAAAAAAUUGACAUCACAAAUCGGGCCCGCUGCAGGGAUAAUACAGAGUUCGAUCUUCCAUAUUUUGAGUUUUGGGAAAUAUCUGAGGUGUUCGAUAGCAUAACUUAUCAUCUCAGGACAGUGAGGAUAAGGGGUUUUACAGGAAAAGAGAGAGAAAUGAGUCUUGCUUCUCAUCUAAUCAAGAAUGCUACUAAGUUGAAGAAAAUUGUGAUACAAUGCGACGAUAACUGUUCGCUAGAAGGAGCAUUAGCCGCGAAUGAGUUGCAAUCGCUGCCAAGGUCCUCCGUUGAUGCUCAUGUAAUCCUGCAACCAGGGCACAAGUUUAUGACCAAUGUACUGGCCUCGAAAGAGCUUAUAACCGAUGAUGUUGAGGUUCUUUUUCAACAUUGGGUUUCCUCACUUGUUGAACAUCACUUUUAAUUUCAAAAUUUAUAUUAUCGUCAUUAUCAUCUGGAUUUUAGUAUGGAAUAUGAAUGGAGAUAUGGGGGAGUUUGGAAGAA
Cornus florida is the source of this 1773-nucleotide messenger RNA. Its product is annotated as F-box/LRR-repeat protein 13-like. The record is from RefSeq and is a predicted model, not a curated record. Gene Ontology annotation, molecular function: protein binding. The coding region runs from base 245 to 1693 and encodes 482 amino acids. The transcript is spliced from 4 exons. Lineage: Eukaryota; Viridiplantae; Streptophyta; Magnoliopsida; Cornales; Cornaceae.